CCACCCUUUUGUUCUACUUCUCAUUGACCAUUCGCCUCAGUUUUACUCCGGCGGUUACAGCGGAUCCAUUACAGGAUGGAUUUACGCAGGAGUCCGUGCUGGACUCUCGUGGCGCUCUCUCUCACUCUCACCCUCCACACAGCGCACUCCAGCAUCACAUGGGAAGUUCAGAGGUACGAUGGCUGGUACAAUAACUUGGCCUAUCACCGCCGCGGCGCUGCAGGUGCGCCGUUCAUGCGCCUUCUGCCUGCGCGCUACUCGGACGGCUCUUACCAGCCUCUGCAAGAGCUGCCGAACGCCCGCCUGAUCAGCAACGCCGCCAUGAGCGGAGACCCGGCUCUUCUCUCUAUCCGCAACCAGACCGUGCUCUCCGUGUUUUUCGGUUACCAUGUAGUGUUGGAGAUUGCGGAGUCCCGAAUACCUGGCUGUCCACCUGAGUUCAUGCACAUUCCAGUCUCACCAAAUGACCCUGUCCAUGGAUCCAACUCUUCAACACACAGAGUCCUGCUCCCUUUCCAGCGUGCACAGUGGGACCAAUCAACUGGAAAGAGCCCAAACAAUCCCAGGACCCAAGUGAACCAUGUGACAGCUUGGAUAGACGGUAGCUCGAUCUAUGGCUCUUCCAGCUCAUGGAGUGAUGCACUCAGGAGUUUCCAAGGAGGCCUGCUGUCGUCGGGUUCUGAUAAGAACAUGCCAAAGCAGAGUGACAACAACUAUUUCAUGUGGAGUGCGCCAAACCCUUGCAAUGGAGAGACUGGCCCAGAGGGCCUGUAUGAGUUUGGGAAUGCCUGGGCCAAUGAGAACAUCUUCACAGUAGCUGAGGGGAUUAUUUGGUUUCGCUACCAUAAUUACCUUGCCUCUCAGCUGCACGAAGACCACCCUUCGUGGUCAGAUGAGGAGCUUUUCCAGAAUGCCAGGAAGAGAGUUAUUGCCACAUUCCAGAAUAUUGCGUUCUAUGAGUGGCUGCCUGCAUACCUUGGAGUCUUGGUGCCUCCAUACCCAGGCUAUCAGAAAUAUGUGGAUCCUGGAGUCUCUCCUGAGUUCCAGGCUGCUGCUGUGAGGUUUGGCUUGACUCUGGUUCCCCCUGGUGUGUACAUGAGAAACAGGACUUGUCACUACAGGAGUGUUGUGAAUUUUGAUGGGAGGACAUCUCCAGCGGUGCGCUUGUGUAACAGUUUCUGGAACAGAAAUAACCCAAACCUAAAAUCUGCCCAGGAUGUGGACGAUCUGAUAAUGGGUAUGGCUUCUCAGAUAGCGGAGAGAGAGGACAAUGUAAUCGUUGAGGAUUUAAGAGACUACAUGUAUGGUACAUUGAAGUUCUCACGUUCUGAUGCAGCAGCUCUGACCAUUCAGAGAGGACGGGACUUUGGGCUGCCAAGUUAUAAUGAGGUCAGAGAGGCCCUCAACCUGUCACCAGUUCAAACUUGGGGAGAGAUCAAUCCCAAACUAAACCAGACCAAUCCACAGUUGUUCAAGGACCUGUCUGAGCUAUAUAAAAAUGAUAUCUCCAAGCUGGAGUUGUUUGUUGGAGCUCUGCUGGAGGGAGAUGGAGGACCAGGCCCAGUGGUCACUUCCAUCUUCCUGGACCAGUUUGACCGCAUCAGAAAUGCAGACCGCUUCUGGUUUGAAAAUAAACAAAAUGGUUUAUUCACAGAGGAGGAGAUCCAGUCUAUAAGGAACACCACAUAUUAUGAUAUCCUUCUUGCCAUCACCAGUGCAGAGAGUGAAGACAUUCAAAAGAAUGUGUUCUUCUGGUUAAAUGGUGAUCCCUGCCCUCAGCCUCAGCCAGUCACAGCCUCUGAUCUGCAACCUUGCACUAAAGCUACGUCCAUGAGUUACUUUGACACUAGCAGCAAAGCUGGCUAUGGCAUUGUAGUUAUUAUCCUUUUCUUCUUUCCUGUAGUGAGUCUUCUUGUGGCUUACCUAGUGGCCAAAAUCCGGGCAGCCAAAUACAGAAAGUUCCUGAAAAGGACCAGAGGACCCAGCAAAGAUAAAGAACCUAAUAAUGGAAUUACAGCAUGUGAGUGGCAGGGGUAUACAGAGACUCCCCAGCCAGUCAGCUUGGUGAUAGACAAAAACAAAAGACUCCAUAUUUAUAGUGAAAAUGCAAAUCCACUGCGCUCUCAUAAUCUGGGCAACCAGGAGUGGCUGGAAGUGUUAUUGUCCAAUGACCACCAACAACGUGCCUUACUUUUGAAGAUCCCCAAAGAGUAUGACUUGGUUCUGUUUUUUGAGGAUAGUGUGCAGAGAUCAGAGUUCAUAGGUCUACUGCACUCUGAUGAGGAAGGAAUGACCAGCUGCUUGACAAUGACAGAGAUGAGUGAAAAAGAACUGCUGAAGGAGGCUGUGACCAAGGAGCAGCGAGCUCAGAUAGUGGAAACCUUCUUCAGACAAGCAUUUGCAAAAGUUCUAGAGAUUGAUAGAAGUGAUGCAGGAGACCUGAGUGGUGUAUCCAGUAAAAGAACUAGAGAGGUUCUACAGUGUGAGCUCACAGCAGCUGAAUUUGCCUGUGCUCUGGGGCUGAGACCUGACUCACUUUUCGUGGAGUCCAUGUUUUCUCUGGCAGAUAAAGAUGGGAAUGGAUACCUCUCCUUUCAAGAGUUUCUCGAUGUUCUCGUCAUCUUCAUGAAAGGGACACCGGAAGAGAAGUCCAAACUGUUGUUCUCUAUGCAUGAUAUUAGAGGAGACGGCUUCCUGUCCAAGGAGGAUUUUUGUUCUUUGCUGAGGUCUUUCUUGGAAAUCUCCAGUAAUGUUCUAUCUAAGAGCCAGGCAGAGGAUGCCACAGCAGCUAUGCUUCAGGCUGCAGGCUUUGAUGAUAAAGAGUACAUCACCUGGGAAGACUUUCACCUCUUACUCAAAGACCAUGAGAACGUUCUGAAGUUUGCACAACUGAAUAUUAAAGGAAUGGAGAUGCACAGCAAGAACAGGCAGGUCCAGCCACGUGUGUCUUUCAUGUUAAGAGACAAAAACAGUUCCCCAUUUGAAAAUGAAGCUGAAUUCAUGCACAAUUGUCCUGUUGAUUUUGGCCAAGAGCUUCGUCAAAGAAAAAAGUUGGGCUUCUCUAGUCCCAAGGUUUAUGUCAAGCCUCAGAGAGAGCGCUACAUCAGGAGCCCUGUCCAGCAGAAGAUCCAGCACUUUAAACGCUUUGUGGAAAACUACCGCCGCCAUAUUGUGUGUCUUGUUGUCAUCUAUGGUAUCACUGCUGGUGUUGCUCUGGACAGAUGUUGGUACUAUGGUUUACAGGCUGACUCCUCUGGAGUCCCAGAAACCUCUAUAGUGGGCAUCAUCGUGUCCCGAGGCUCUGCUGCCGCCAUCUCUUUCCUGUUUCCAUACAUGCUCCUCACUGUGUGUCGAAAUCUGAUAACUAUAUUCAGGGAGACCUUCCUGAACAGAUACAUUCCCUUCGACUCUGCUAUAGACCUCCAUCGCCUCAUGGCAAUGACGGCUAUCAUCCUUACAGUGGUUCACAGUUUGGGUCAUGUGGUUAAUGUUUACAUCUUCUGCAUCAGUGAUCUCAGCAUCCUUGCCUGCCUGUUUCCCAAAGUGUUUUCCAAUAAUGGGUCAGAGCUGCCUCUGAAAUGGACUUUUUGGAUCUUUGCUACAGUGCCAGGUCUCACAGGGGUCAUUCUGCUUUUAAUCUUAGCCUUUAUGUAUGUCUUUGCCACACACUACUUCAGACGUAUCAGUUUCAGAGGCUUCUGGAUCACACAUUACUUCUAUGUGCUUGUCUAUGCACUGACGGUGAUCCAUGGCAGCUUUGCCCUCCUCCAGGAGCCACGCUUCUACAUCUACCUGAUCCCUCCUGCCCUUCUCUAUCUCUUGGACAAACUCAUCAGCCUGAGUAGGAAAAAGGUGGAGAUUCCUGUUGUGAAAGCUGAACUGCUGCCCUCAGGAGUGACAUAUCUGGAGUUUAAACGGCCCCAGGGCUUUGCGUACCGUUCAGGUCAGUGGGUGCGGGUGGCCUGUCUAGAGCUGGGCACAGACGAGUACCACCCCUUCACUUUGACCUCUGCACCUCACGAAGACACCCUGAGCCUGCACAUCCGUGCUGUGGGACCAUGGACAAGCAAACUGCGAGAGGUUUACAACCCAGACAGACUGCAGGAGUUGGGGUCUUAUCCCAAACUGUAUUUGGACGGACCUUUUGGGGAGGGGCACCAGGAAUGGAAAGACUUUGAAGUGUCUGUUCUGGUGGGUGGAGGUAUUGGAGUUACUCCCUUUGCUUCAAUAUUGAAGGAUCUUGUGUUUAAGUCUUCAACAAAACUCAGAGUUCAAUGCAAAAAGGUGUACUUUAUCUGGGUGACGCGGACACAGCGGCAGUUUGAGUGGGUGUCUGAUAUCAUACGAGAGGUUGAGGAGAUGGAUGAUCAGGAGCUGGUGUCUGUGCACAUCUACAUCACUCAGCUGGCAGAGAAAUUUGAUCUGCGGACCACCAUGCUGUAUGUGUGUGAGCGCCACUUCCAGAAAGUGUGGAACAGGAGUCUGUUUACUGGCCUGCGUUCUGUCACACACUUUGGACGUCCACCUUUUUUGGCCUUCUUCAGCUCCCUGCAGGAAGUUCACCCUGAGGUGGGAAAAAUUGGCGUGUUCAGCUGUGGCCCUCCUGGUCUGACAAAGAACGUAGAGAAAGCCUGCCAGCAGAUGAACAAACGCGAUCAAGCAUAUUUCAUCCAUCAUUAUGAGAACUUCUAGCUGCACUGUUGCUCCUAUAUUUAGUUUAUCAAAAUGCUGUAUUGACAAUGAAGGGAUCUGAGUAGAUGAUCUGUUGUGAGUGGAGAAGUACACUGUUUCUAUAGUUGUGUGCUUCUGCUAGGUUUUUUCAACUUCAAUUACUUUUUUUAUUAAUAGGUGUUUUAAAAAAGUGAUUCUUUAAGUAGAAAUAGCACUUUUGACCUUGAAUGUGAUAUAUCAAUGUUCUUUAUUGAAAACAUCUACAAUGAAACAAACUGUAAGCACAUGUUGAAUUUUUCAUGUCUUUCUUUAGACCCUUCUUUAAAGCUACCAGACCUCUUAACAGAAGUGAUAUACAAAGGUUGCAAAGUUUAUGUUGGCAGAUACAUAUACUUAUACAUCACUCUAUACAUGGCUACCACUAAGCCUGCUCAUUGUUCUUUUAUGUUACUUGUUUAAAGUCACUGACACUGAAGUCCAUUGAUGUGUUUUUAUUUUGUUUCUAUUAAAUAUCUUUCAUUACUGAAAACAUUUAAUACAUAUUUUAAACACAUACAGUAAAAUGUUUACAUCUACACACAGUGACCUGACCACGAAAUGUGGUGUAGUCGUAUUCUGCUGUAUGUUUACAGCACGUAAAAUACCAUAGUAUCCUGUAUUUUUACAUUUUAACUGUAAAAUGCAACUCAGCCAGUUAUUUACAGUAAAUUUAUGCAUGAAAAAAUGAACGUUAUUUUUUUCAGGCCUAUAAAUAUGUUCCUAAAAAAAACAAAUAAUGAACAUAUUUAUUCACCAUGUUUUGCAUAUCUCAUAUGUUUUAUUGUAAUUACACAUUUAACAUUUUAACUUUGCGUAUAAUAUGCAUAAACAUAACUUAAAACCUAUGUCUGACAAUAACAAACAACAAAAUGUUGGUCAACACCUCAGUGUUUCUGUAUUUUAUUACAACAAUCCAAAUAAUACUAUAAUACAAACGUGUAACACUUCAAGUGUUUUAAACAUCAAACUCUGAAUCAUCAAAAUAAAAACACUUAAUUUUUUUUUUAUGCCAUAUCCCAUUAUGCUGUACAGUAGUUCAAUGUCAACCUCAUGGUAAUAACAUACAACCUAUGGUAUUAUUACAUCUUAGAAUGCGUGAAGUUCACAAUAAAAGGAUUUUUGCAUUUUGUUAACAUAUUUCUCCUUUUUAUCACAGAGUGUUUCCACUUUUUUA
This is a messenger RNA of Pygocentrus nattereri (red-bellied piranha), 5884 nucleotides long. It is a transcript of the gene duox, whose product is annotated as dual oxidase. The transcript is spliced from 34 exons. Gene Ontology annotation, molecular function: calcium ion binding; heme binding; peroxidase activity. The coding region runs from base 76 to 4692 and encodes 1538 amino acids. Gene Ontology annotation, cellular component: NADPH oxidase complex; plasma membrane. Lineage: Eukaryota; Metazoa; Chordata; Actinopteri; Characiformes; Serrasalmidae. The record is from RefSeq and is a predicted model, not a curated record. Gene Ontology annotation, biological process: superoxide anion generation; response to oxidative stress; defense response.